GCGACCCCAGCGUAUCUUCCCCUUUUUUGUGUGAAUUACACUGAAAAACGCAUUAAAAAGGAGAAAUAGGGACAAUAGUCCAGGCGGCGGGUUGUCUUCGAAGGGCGGACGGACGGCGACGACGUGUCGCGCGGCGUCUGGCGCUGGACGAAGCGGCGGCGGAGGAGGGUGUUGUCCUGAUGCUUACAUGGAAGUGGGUGGGCCUUCACGGUGAUACACUGCCAACGCUGUGGAUAGCGACCUGACAAGCGCUAAUUUGUCCCGUCUAUGGACCGUUUACCCGGCCGAAGAGGCACACGACGCGGCUGCCGGCGCCCAACGUCCGUGUGGGGGAGCGGCUGGAGUGCUGUCCGUUAUUUCUGUUGAGGCUGAGCCUCCGCUUGGCGCCGCCCUUCCUGGACGGUGGGUGGUUUCGUGAAAACGGCCCGGAUCCCCGUCCUCCGCCUUCGUACCCGGCCGGCCUUCUUCCGUGAACUACACCCUCUCCCUCUCGGUAUAUUCAUGCGUUAUGAGUGACUCCAAGAAGGAAUCAUCUGGAACUGAAGGAGGGAAAGCAUCGAAAAAGGGGAAAAAUUCUGCAUCACAGGAUUCCUCGCAGCCCUCUCCCUUGGCUCUGCUCGCCGCCACCUGCAGUAAGAUCGGAGGGCAGGAGGGAGCGGAGGGCACUCAGGCUCAGGCAGGGCCCCAGCAGAUCCAGCUCCAGGCUGGUCAGAUCCAGCUGCAAGCGGGGCAGCUCCAGGGUCAGUUUGUUGUGGACACAUCCGGGGCCCAGGCCUUGGUGCCGCAGCAGCUGGAACUGGUCCCGGCUCAGUUCACGGGGAACGGGUGGCAGAUCAUCGCGGCGGCUCCGACUAUGGCCAAGGAGAACACCAACCAGCCUGUUGCUGUAACGGUUCCCACCGGCCUUCCUAAUGACGGCUCACCUGGACGCAAGGUGAAGGCCAUUGCGGGGACCAACAGCGUGUCUGCCAGCCAGCAACAGCAGUUUCAGAUAAUCCAGGUUCAGAACCUACCCAGUGCCGGAGGCGGGGUCCAAUAUCAAGUCAUCCCUCACCUGCAGACCGCUGAUGGACAGCAGAUCCAUAUCAACCCGACUCAGACGGCCUCUAUCGGGGCUUUACCUGAGCAUGUUCAGAUUAUCCAGAGUCCGAGUCAAGGCCAGGCUCAGGCCAUUCUCCAGCCGGCCAAUCAGCAGACUAUGCUGUCAAGUACAACCAGCCAGACGGUCCCCCUGCAGAUUCGCCCUGCUCAGUCUUUCCCUCUGCAGCUGCAGACCCUUCAGGGCUCUCAGACCCCGGUCAUGACCACGGUGCCCAUAAACCUCGGUGGCAUGACCCUGGCAUUGCCUGUGAUCAAUAAUGUCGGAGGCGGCGGCACCAUGCAGCUUAUCCAAUCAGCAGAUGGCACUUUCUCUGUUGCCAAUGGCAACCAAUUGGUGACAACAGCGGCACUUUCUGUUCCGGCAGCCGCCGGAUCCAUAACAACGCUGGCCGCAGGUGACGGCGCGUCAGACGGGACGCAAGUGGUCUCCGCCGGGAUGGAGGUAAUGACUGACAACCAAGCACAAAGUGCCGAGGCGGAUUCACAAAGUCAGAACCAGGCCAACGGAGUUCAGAGUCAGACGGACAUGCCAGGAACCAUUCAGCAGGUGAUCGUAGGGCAGGUGGGACAUCAGUUAGUGCAGCAGAUCCAGCUGCAGCAUCCACAGACUACAGGUCAAAGCCAAGCCCAGCAGCCGCAGCACAUCCAGACUCUACAGCUGGCACCGGGUCAAACACUGCAGCCCAUUCAGGCCUUUCAGAAUCCAGCCCAGGUCCUCAUCCGCACACCCACCUUGUCCCCGACUGGACAGAUCACCUGGCAGACGCUGCAGCUGCCCGGCGGUGUGUCCCUGCAGGGCAGCCUGGGAGCUGCAAUGCCACAGCAGCUCACAUUGGCCCCAAUGGCCGGUGGGACCGGUGGAGGACUGGUGUCCCUAAGCGGAGCCCCCCUGACGCUGAGCGCGGCUCAGAUCAACCCAGGGUCCGGUGUGCAGACGGUCAGCAUCGCCGGACUAGGCAGUGCGGGGGUUCAAGUGCAGGGCGUUCCCCUCACUAUCACAGGUCUACAGGGUCAACCACAGGGGCAGGAUGGCGCCAAAGUCCAGUCGUCCCCUUUAACGGUCACGAUGGGUAACGUGGCGUCCGGCUCCUCGAUGAGUCCGGACCAGUUAGGAUCUGUGCAGAGCUCCUCAGACCAGGAGGGGCCGCCCAGCAAGAGGCUCCGUCGAGUCGCCUGCUCCUGCCCAAACUGUCGAGAUGGAGAGGCAAGGAACAGUGGGGACCCCACGAAGAAGAAGCAACACAUCUGCCACAUGGAAGGCUGCGGGAAGGUGUACGGCAAGACGUCCCACCUGAGGGCUCACCUGCGCUGGCACACGGGCGAGAGGCCGUUUGUCUGCAACUGGAUCUUCUGUGGCAAGAGGUUCACGAGGAGCGACGAGCUGCAGAGACACCGGAGAACGCACACAGGAGAGAAGCGCUUCGAGUGUCCCGAGUGCUCCAAGCGCUUCAUGCGCAGCGACCACCUCUCCAAGCACAUCAAGACUCACCAGAACAAAAAGGGCGGCGCCGCCGUGGCCAUCAUCACCACCGACGACAUGGAGGAAGACCCCCCCGAGGGCCUGGGCUCUUCCCCUCAAAUCAUGGCGGUGGCCGCCCUCUCCCGGGACUCUGAGCCGGCCACGCCCACCGCCUCCAACCACCUGGAGGAGGAAGAGGAGGAGUUUGAAUAAGGCAAAAAAAGAGGUCACGACAGGGACUGCAUUUUAACUUUGAAAUGUUCACUUUUUGAAAUAACCGAUCCAUACAUUGUGCGGGGAUGAAAGACAAAACAUUGCGGUCCCACCCAUCUCUAUGCACAAAGUUCCUGUUUCCAGCCUGUCAGACAGGGCUGAGGGUCAAUCAAGGUACAGGACUGUUGCAGAGCAGAGGGCAGUCUUGGGAUCAGUGUGUGUGUGUGUGUGUGUGUGUGUCAUGAAGAGGAUUUACCUAAUGUGAGUUUAGGUCCUCAGAU
Molecule: messenger RNA, 3054 nt
Organism: Nerophis lumbriciformis (worm pipefish)
Lineage: Eukaryota; Metazoa; Chordata; Actinopteri; Syngnathiformes; Syngnathidae
Gene: sp4
Product: sp4 transcription factor
Biological process (GO): regulation of transcription by RNA polymerase II
Molecular function (GO): RNA polymerase II cis-regulatory region sequence-specific DNA binding; DNA-binding transcription factor activity, RNA polymerase II-specific
Source: RefSeq, a predicted model, not a curated record